GCACGACGCACGCUCGAAUUCCUUCUUCUCUCUCUUCGAAAACCCUUUCUCUCUCUUCGAUCUCUCUCUCUCUCUCUCUCUCUGUGAUUGCAGAUCAGGCUCCCGCGCCACUCCAUUCGCGCAUCUCCGACCUCCUCUCUCCACGCGGCCACUGUCCCGUCGCGCGAAUUCGCCCCGCCGUCGUAGGAGACCGCAUCCUCCGCCGCCGCGGCGAUGGCCCCAGCUUCAUCCCCUCCGCUAGCAAUGCAUUCCUUUGGAAGUCAGGCCAGGGGAAGGAAUCAAUUACUCCCUCGUUACUGGCCCAGGAUAACAGAUCAAGAGCUACAACAAAUCUCAGGAGACUCAAACUCUGUAAUCACUCCUCUGUUCGAGCAAACGUUGAGUGCUAGUGAUGCAGGUGAAAUUGAACGUAUAGUGGUGCCAAAAGAAUGUGCCGAGGCCUAUUUUCCGUCUAUUUCUCAGCCUGAAGGAUUGCCGCUCAAAGUUCAGGAUGCCAAAGGCUCGGAGUGGAUAUUUCAAUUUCGAUUCUGGCCCAAUAAUAAUAGUAGAAUGUAUGUUCUGGAAGGAGUCACGCCUUGCAUACAGUCCAUGCAGUUGCAAGCAGGAGACAUAGUGACAUUUAGUCGGUUAGAACCAGAGGGAAAAUUGGUCAUGGGAUUCAGAAAGGCUUCAACUGCUCCCUCAUCUGAUGAGGAAAAACCCUCUCAUGAUGGAGAAGAUGCUUCUAUAUCUGAGCAACGACCAGAGCAACAGCUUGAGGAGUCUUUUGAGCAAUCUGAUACUCACUUCCAGGGGAAUAUGGGAAGGGCGGAGCCAAGGCUGAGGCCGGGGAAGAGGAGUAGAGACUGUAAUCGUGGCGAAGCCGUCUCCGGGACCUCGCAUGCCAGACGGAACAAGAGGAUUCGCAAUGGGUCGUAGAAAUGAAAAUACAAAAAGAAAAAGAAAAAACAAUCUAUGAACGUUACAUAGAAGUAUAAGGGUUUGUGGAAUGGCCUUUUUCGAUAUAUAUAUUUUGUCUUCGUCUCUCCUUAUAUUUGUAAUCGAUGAAGUAGGUUUUUAUAUCCUCUUUGUGAAGACUCUAGAGUAUCGUAUAUAAAUCGUGGGAAAGUAGAGGUUGGAA
Molecule: messenger RNA, 1120 nt
Organism: Eucalyptus grandis
Lineage: Eukaryota; Viridiplantae; Streptophyta; Magnoliopsida; Myrtales; Myrtaceae
Product: B3 domain-containing protein Os07g0563300
Exons: 6
Coding region: 214-918 (234 amino acids)
Molecular function (GO): DNA binding
Source: RefSeq, a predicted model, not a curated record